Molecule: messenger RNA, 81 nt
Organism: Debaryomyces tyrocola
Lineage: Eukaryota; Fungi; Ascomycota; Pichiomycetes; Serinales; Debaryomycetaceae
Source: the annotation of a GenBank genome assembly
AUGUCAAAAAAAAAAUUGCGAAUUCUGUGGAUCGAACACAGGACCUUCAGAUUAACUGGACUGAAGUUGACUUCAGUCUGA